Molecule: messenger RNA, 1652 nt
Organism: Neoarius graeffei (lesser salmon catfish)
Lineage: Eukaryota; Metazoa; Chordata; Actinopteri; Siluriformes; Ariidae
Gene: jdp2b
Product: Jun dimerization protein 2b
Exons: 4
Coding region: 85-528 (147 amino acids)
Biological process (GO): regulation of transcription by RNA polymerase II
Cellular component (GO): nucleus
Molecular function (GO): DNA-binding transcription factor activity, RNA polymerase II-specific; RNA polymerase II cis-regulatory region sequence-specific DNA binding
Source: RefSeq, a predicted model, not a curated record
GUAUUUAAGCGCGCUGAUGCAACGGCGCUCAGGAGAGGAAGAGUUCAGCACUAAACACAACAACACCGCCACAGACAGACAGUGAUGAUGCCGACUCUGUCUCCAUUUGCGGGUUUUCCCGCCUCCACGCUGAAGGAGCAGCUCAAACUGGCUGAGAUUUUCAGUCUGCAGGCCUCCAUGACCCCCACUGAGCUGUCACACAUGGGCAAGGGACCAUUCAGCCUUCUGCAGAGUGAGAUGGCUGAUGAAGAUGAGAGGAGGAAGAGGAGGAGAGAGAAGAAUAAAGUCGCAGCGGCUCGUUGUCGCAACAAGAAGAAGGAAAGAACGGACUUCCUCCAGAAAGAGUCGGAGCGGUUGGAGGUAGUAAAUGCCGAGCUGAAGUCUCAGAUUGAGGAACUGAAGCAAGAACGUCAGCGUCUCGUCCACAUGCUCAACCUCCACCGUCCCACCUGCAUCGUCCGCACAGACAGUGUCCAGACGCCCGAGAGUGAGAAGAACCCGCUGCUGGAGCAGAUCUCGGCCUCAUGAGGCCGCUCCAGGUAUCUGCAGGAGGACAGAGUGGAAAUUUCACCCCAAAACCAGAUGUCAUGGGUUUGUGGAACUUCUAGAGAUUAGACAUUUGAUGCCUUUUUGGAAAAUUGCCAAAGGAACAGUCUGUUAGUCAGAACUGAACAAAUUUGGGAUGUAAAGAUGGACAUGAGGAUCUUUGGGUUGUGUGGGAGGUGUCUCCACAACUUGAGAAACAGGAAGUCUUGCCCAUUGUUGCGCUCAGAGAUGAGACAUGUAAAGAAAUUACUAGAACGUUUGAAACCAAACUGGUGCCCUUUCUGAAAGCAGAGCUGCUUCCUGAUUUUGUGGAUUUCUCGAUUAUUUCCUCUCAAACAUCUGCUUGUGAGACAGAGACGAGACGCACAUGGAUGGAAGUGUGAACUGGGCAGGAAAAAGAAUCCCCUUCAUCUCACUCCUAUUUAUAUCAUCUUGUACACUGACUUCCUGUUCAUCUCCUGGGUAACAGGAAGUCCCAGAAGUAGCAGCCUGUCUUGCCUGGAAGUCCACUAUAUUGCGCAUGUUAUCCUGGAGGUUUCAGAGCAUCACUACUCUUCAUUAGGAGGCUGAAUUCUUGGUCAUGUUUCUCAUGAUGGUGUGAUUUGGGUCACUAAGCUGAUAUUACGACUUGGUCACGUGACUGCGUUAGUGUAAAACUCUGAAGAGCCACCAGGUGGUGCAAUUGAUGUGUUUAUUUUCAAAAAGGUAAAAAGUCAGAUGAGAAUAUUUGGUAUGUCUUUUUUGUUCAAAACAAAUGUACACUGGCAGGCUUUAUUUAAACAGCUAAAUUAAUAUUAUUAAACUGCAAAUUUUUAUAAAUAUAACCAUGUACCCGUCACCCCCUGGUGCUGUAAUGCUCAAAUAACUUAUCGCUGCUUUAUUUUCCAUAAAUUGAGGAACGGAUCAGUCGUCUGUGAUGCUGAACCCUGACAGUGUGACUGUAAUAACGUGUGCAUGGUUUUUACAUGUUUUUCUGUAUUUAGUGAUAUUGACUGUUACAUGAAACACUUUGUUUAAAAGUCACUUGAUGUGAUUUUUUUUUUUUUUUAAAGCUGUGGCUCUGCUGUGCGGAGUCUCAGGUCCGUCUGUUACAUUUUGGGAAUAAA